Messenger RNA from Exaiptasia diaphana, 1313 nucleotides. RefSeq lists its product as uncharacterized. Lineage: Eukaryota; Metazoa; Cnidaria; Anthozoa; Actiniaria; Aiptasiidae. The transcript has a single exon. The record is from RefSeq and is a predicted model, not a curated record. The coding region runs from base 1 to 573 and encodes 190 amino acids.
AUGUGUARGAUAUGUGGMAAAAAYCAAGARACUAUAGACCAUCUUGUUUCUGGCUGCUCAGAAUUGGCCAAAACAGAGUAUAUUCAUAGGCAUAACAAAGCUGCAGCAUACCUCCACUGGGCAAUUUGUAAGCACUAUAAUAUUGAGGUCAAAGAUAAGUAUUAUGAACAUGAACCAUCAAUUGUAGAAGACAAUGAAGAAGCUACUAUAUUGUGGGAUAUGCCAAUACAAACAGACAGGGGAAUAAAGGCCAAGAGACCCGAUAUAGUGGUGAAGAAUAAGAAAGAGAUAACCUGCUUGCUUAUUGAUAUGUCUAUUCCAACUGAGAGAAACACCUCYGUAAAAACAACAGAAAAAUUAUCUAAAUACAAAGAUCUUGAAAUAGAAAUUCAAAGAAUGUGGGGUAUGAAGACCACAACAAUACCUGUGGUAAUAGGUGCUCUCGGUCUAAUCAAGAAAGGGAUGGAAAAAUAUGUCAAGCAGAUCCAAGGUAACAUCAGGGUACAGGAAAUACAGAAGGUUGCUCUCCUUGGCACUGCUCAUAUAAUAAGGAGGGCACUGUCAAUCAAAUAAACCAUACACCCCCUCAUAGAUGCCCCAAGUCCAGCACAGGCGUCCCAGGCUGGUAUCUUGUGGCUUAUUAAUGGCGCGAGCGUUCAGUGGUUCGAAUCACGGCCGAAACGAUUUAAAUUUUUUUUUCUAUUUUUUUUUUCUUCACAAAAUGGAUCCUUAUGUAGUUACGAUAUUUUUUCUGAAUAAAAUUUUAAUUUUAAAGCUGUUUUUAUAUUUUCUCCCCCCACGUAAGAAAAAAUUACAAGGCAGGGGUGUUCAGCACGGCCAGCGCCAACUGCCUCUGGUCAUCGCGGUCAAAACGCACUUUCUCUUUCGGCAAUCAACCCGAAUCGCCGUCCAGCUUGCGAUCAAAUACCUAUUCUUCCUUGGGUUAAAAUUUCACCCUCCAGUGAGAAUUAUUUCUCGAGGUAUUUCGCUCACAACAUCAAAGUAAUGCAGCCUACCAUCGUACGGUACUUUCUUCGAAGACACCAACGGAAUUGCCUCGCUUUCGUGAGUACAAGUAACCGACUAUGUACCUCGGGGACAGGCUGGUCUUGCUAUAUAUUUCAAAUUUGCCGUUACUGUAAGUUGUAGGUUGAGUUAAAUUCACCGGUAAGUUUAUUAUGUUUUUGAACUAAAAUGAAACCACUGCAAAAGAGAUCAAAGUUGAGUCCCGUUCUAGAGUGGCAGAUAUGGUAAGUUGAACAUUUUGGAAGUUAUUAUUCAGUAGUAAAGUAGUAAUAAGGCCGCUUCACGAG